CAAAGGCUGUCCACAACUUUGGUUCAAACUUGCUAUGGAGAAAAGGAGGAGCAAUCGCAUCAAAGCGGAGGAGGAAUGGUCGCCUCUCUCACCCGCCGUGAACGACGGGACGUACGGGAGAGACUCCGGUAGCUUGGAAAAUAGGGAAUCUCAAUAAGAACGCUGGUUUCAUCCUUAAGGCCGAAGUAGCUCAACUCAAGGAGCACGCCUAUUUCAUCAAACAUGGCUUCAGUUAUACUAGGAAUCCUUCUUGUACUCGCUCCACUUCCCCUUUCCACCGAAGCUCAGACCCACGGCAACUUGACCUUGGGCUCCUCGUUGACAGCGAACGACCGUAACUCUUCCUUGCUGUCGCCGUUGGGCGAGUUCGCCUUCGGGUUCCGGAGAAUGGGAAGAGGAGCUCAUUUGUUGGCUAUAUGGUUCGAGAAGAUAGAGGACAAGACCAUAGUCUGGUCGGCAAAUGGCGGUGAUCUAGCGCCUGAAGGUUCGAAAGUCCAGUUGACCACCGAUGGGCUAGUGCUUACUGACCCAAGAGGGAGAGAGCUGUGGUCUUCUAGCCUGAACGGCACUGGCUUAGCGUAUGCGGCCAUGCUCGACACGGGGAACUUCAUCCUAGCGAGUGCAAGCCACGUCAACUUGUGGGAUUCAUUCAGCCAUCCGACAGAUACGAUACUGCCAACACAACAGUUGGAUCAAGGGACUAAAGUCAACGCUCGCUACUCAGAAAUGAAUUAUUCCGCUGGGAGAUUCCUCUUCAUACUGCAAAAUGACGGAAAUCUUGUACUCUAUGCCACUCCCACCCCGCUGGUCGUCUCAGAUGCAUACUGGGCUACCAACACCGUAGGUAUCGGCUUCCAGUUGAUAUUCAAUCAAAGUGGUCGGGUGUACCUCACGGCUAGGAAUGGAACAGUACUCCAUAGCGUCACCUCAGACGAAGUUCCAACCGGCGGAUUUUACCAAAGAGCGAUCCUCGAGUAUGACGGGGUCUUCAGGCAAUAUGUCCACCCUAAGACAGCAAAUUCGAGUUCUGGCUGGGCAAUGGGCUGGUCAAUGGUCUCUUACCCGGUCCCUCCAAAUAUAUGCACGAGCAUGAAUCGAGAUACCGGUACUGGAGCUUGUGGCUUCAACAGCUACUGUACUCUUGGAGACGAUAAGAUUCAGAGGCCCCUAUGCCACUGCCCACCUGGAUAUACUUUGUUAGAUUCGACGAAUGAGAUGAACGGAUGCAGAGAGGACUUCGUAUCACAGAGUUGUGAUGGAAGUAGGCCUGAAAAAGACCAGUUUGCUUUGCAUGACAUGCUCAAUGCAGACUGGCCGUACUCUGAUUACGAGGUUGUCACAUCAAAAACCGAGGACCAGUGCCGAGAGGCUUGCUUGGUUGAUUGUUUUUGCGCAGUUGCUAUUUUCGCAAACGAACAAUGCUGGAAAAAGAAGAACCCUCUUAUAAAUGGUAGGAUGGAUCCUAGUGUGGAUAGAAAAGCUCUGAUCAAGGUCCGGAUAGAAAACUCGACUUUGACAUCUACAGGAAACGGCCAAAAGAAGAACAAGAACUCAACUCUGGUGAUCAUCGGAUCAGUGUUGUUGAGUAGUUCUGUGUUUUUUAACUUGCUUCUACUCCUCAUUAGCUAUUUAAUUUAUAAAAGCUUCCGAUCUAGGGAUUCUAAGUUUUCACGACCAGUCCAGAUCAACCAAACUGCGCCCAUGCGGACUUUCAAUUAUCAAGAGCUUCAAGAAGCAACAGAUGGAUUCAAAGAAGAACUAGGUAGAGGUUCCUUUGGAACAGUGUACAAAGGUGUUCUCGGAUCCGAGGAUACAAACUUUGUGGCAGUAAAAAUGUUGGCAACAAGGACCGGAGAAAGCGAAAAGGAGUUUGAAAGAGAAGUGAGUGCAAUUGGCCAAACUAACCACAAGAACUUAGUGCAGUUGCUUGGAUUCUGCAAUGAGGGUCAACACCGAUUACUGGUGUAUGAAUUCAUGAGCAACGGUAGUUUGGCAGAUUUUCUUUUUGGCUCUUCAAGGCCCAGCUGGUACAAAAGAAUAGAAAUUGCCUGUGGUGUUGCGCGGGGCCUUGCUUACUUGCAUGACGAUUGCACUAGGCAUAUAAUCCACUGCGACAUCAAGCCGCAAAAUAUUCUUCUUGAUGGCUAUCUCGCUGCAAAAAUAUCAGACUUUGGAUUAGCUAAGCUCUUGAUGGCAAACCAAACACGAACCACCACAGGGAUCAAAGGAACUAGAGGUUAUUUAGCGCCUGAAUGGUUUAGGAAUAUGCCUAUUUCUGGCAAAGUAGAUGUUUACAGCUUCGGCAUUUUGUUGGUCGAGCUCAUCUGCUGCAGAAAGAACUUUGAGCCAGAAGGGGAAACGGAAGCUCAAAUUGUGUUGGUCGACUGGGUUUAUGACUGCUACCGUGAUGGGAGUGUGCUUGUACUGGUGGAGGGCGACGAAGAGGCAUCAGGUGACAUGAGAAGGGUGAGAAGAUUUGUGAUGACAGCAUUGUGGUGCAUCCAGGAAGACCCGGCUUUGAGGCCAAACAUGAAGAAAAUCACUCAGAUGUUGGAAGGAGCUGUUGAAGUCUCAGUCCCCCCGGAUCCAAGCUCUUUUAUCAGUUCAAUAUGAUUUUGCUUAUUAAGACAACUAAUGUAUGUAAUCAUGGAAAUUAUCCGUAUUGUCUGUAAUUGCUAUUA
Messenger RNA from Eucalyptus grandis, 2681 nucleotides. RefSeq names its product G-type lectin S-receptor-like serine/threonine-protein kinase LECRK3. Lineage: Eukaryota; Viridiplantae; Streptophyta; Magnoliopsida; Myrtales; Myrtaceae. The transcript has a single exon. Bases 223 to 2613 code for a protein of 796 amino acids. The record is from RefSeq and is a predicted model, not a curated record. Gene Ontology annotation, molecular function: ATP binding; protein serine/threonine kinase activity. Gene Ontology annotation, biological process: protein phosphorylation.